This is a messenger RNA of Miniopterus natalensis, 2726 nucleotides long. RefSeq names its product colony stimulating factor 2 receptor subunit beta (gene CSF2RB). The record is from RefSeq and is a predicted model, not a curated record. Gene Ontology annotation, biological process: cytokine-mediated signaling pathway. Lineage: Eukaryota; Metazoa; Chordata; Mammalia; Chiroptera; Miniopteridae. Gene Ontology annotation, cellular component: membrane; external side of plasma membrane. Gene Ontology annotation, molecular function: cytokine receptor activity; protein binding.
GGACCUGGCCCCUGCCCAGACCUGCGCCCACCCGUGCUGGCCCCUGCUCGCCCACAGCUGACGGGGAGAUGGCGCUGGCCUGGUGCCUGCUCCCCAUCGCCCUGCUCACCCUGAGCCAGGAGUCCAGCAUGGCAGAGGCCCAAGGGACCGUCCCGCUGCAGACCCUGAGCUGCCAUAACGACUACACCAGCCGCAUCAUCUGCAGGUGGGCUGACACCGAGGACGCCCAGCAGGUCAUCAACGUGACCCUCCACCGCAGGCUGAAUAAGUCCCCCCCGCAGCCAGUAUCCUGUGAUCUCAGUGACGACAUGCCCUGGUCCGACUGCCCUUCUCCCCGCUGUGUGCCCAGAAAAUGUGUCAUUCCCUACAAGCUGUUUGUCAUUGCCGACCAGGACAGCUUCUCAUUCCAACCGGACAGGCCUCUGGGCACCCAGCUCACCGUUGUUCUGACCCAGCAUGUGCAGCCCCCCGCACCUAAGGACCUCCACGUCAGUGCUGCCGGAGACCGGUUCCUGCUGACCUGGAAUGUGACUCUCGAGGGUUCCCAGAGCCAGUGGCUAUCAAACCUGGAGUUCGAGGUGUUCUACAGGCGGCUUCAGGACUCCUGGGAGGAUGCCUCCACCCUCUACUCCGCCAUCCCGCAGGCCGACCUGGGGCCAGAGCACCUCAUGCCCAGCAGCACCUAUGUGGCCCGAGUGCGCACCCGGCUGGGCCCAGGCUCAGGGCUCUCGGGCCGGCCCAGCCAAUGGAGCUCGGAGGUCCUUUGGGACUCCCAGCCAGGGGACAAGGCCCAGCCCCAGAACCUCCAGUGCUUCUUUGAUGGGGGCACUGAGCUCAGCUGCUCCUGGGAAGUGAGGCUCGAGGUGACCAGCUCUCUCUCCUUCACCCUCUUCUACAAGUCCAGCCCCAGCGCAGGGGAGCAAGAAUGCCACCCGGUGCUGAAGGAGGCCAGCGGCCCCUAUGUCCGACACCGGUGCCAGGUUCCCGUGGUCGAUCCCUGGAACCACAGCCAGUACAUCGUCUCUGUUCGGCCAAAGGAGGAAGAGAAGUUUAUAAAGAGCUCAGACCACAUCCAGAUGGCGCCCCCGACACUCAACUUGACCAAGGGCAGAGGCGGCUACAUCCUGCGCUGGGAAGUAGAGGCGAUGCUCUCCACAUACAUAGAGUACACCUUCGAGGUCCAGUACAAGAAAGACACAGACUCGUGGGAGGAGAGCAAGACAGAGCCCCUCCAGAACACCUACAUCAUGUCGCUGCCCCCUCUGGAGUCCUCCACCAGGUACCAGGCGAGAGUGAGGGUCAAGCCCUACAACAGCUACAGCGGGAUCUGGAGCGAGUGGAGUGAGGAGAGCUCCUGGGACACGGAGUGGGUGCUGCCCACGUGGGGCCUGGCCAUUGUCCUAGUCUUCAUCACCCUCGCCUUACUCCUGGCCCUGCGCUUCUGUGGCACCUAUGGGUACAGGCUGAACCAGAAGUGGAAGGAGAAAAUCCCCAACCCCAGUAAGAGCCAGCUGUUCCAGAAUGGGAGUGCAGGGCUCUGGCUCCCCAGCAGCGUGUCUGCCAUCACCAGCAGGAGCUCUUCACACAAAGGGCCGUGGGACAGCUUCUUCCCUGGGCUGGAGGGGGUGUCCCCUGUAAAUUGCAUGCACAGCGAAGUGUCACCUCUCACCAUAGAGGACCCUAAAAAUGCCCAUGACUCACCAUCUGAGCCUAACACGACUCCGGCUGCCUCGGACCUGCCCACGGACCCGCCCCCGAGUCCCUUGCCCUGCCUGACAGCCCCGUCCAGCAGGCUUGAGGGCCAGGCUUCCGGCUUCGACUUCAAUGGCCCCUACCUGGGGCCACCCCACAGCCUCUCCCUGCCUGACCUUGUAGGGCAGGAGGAGCUCCCAGGGAUGGGUGUGAGCCAGAAGCCCCUGCCCCCAGGGUCCCUGGAGUACCUGUGCCUGCCUGAAGGGGAGCAGAUGCAGCUGGUCCCAUUGGCCCAGGUGGCAGGACAGCGCCAGGCCAGGGGUGUGGAGAGGAGACCUUCCCCGGGGGCCAAGGAGAGCCCCUCUCUGGAGUCAGGGGCAGGCCCCGUCCCUCCUGCACCUGGGCAGAUGGUGGGGGGUCAGGGCACGAAGGAUAGCCCUGCAGCUCCGUCCGCUGCGUCUGGGGGCUCUGAGGACAGCACCCCGGCUUCUGGUUUCGUCAGCACUGCAGACCUGGCGCGCACCUUACCCACAGGGGCCCUGUCCGCCCCUCGGGUUCUUCCUCUGAGCCUCCCUGCAGGCCAGAACCAGGGCCUCUGUCCCGGUCAGGCUCCUGGGCCCCCUGGAGCCCCAGCCCCGGUGAGGUCAGAGUUUGACAGCUAUGUGGAGCUCCCUCCCACCAUGUCCCCUAAGUCCCCUCUGGUGGGCAGCAGCCAGGUCCUGAGCCCAAGGGAGCCCCGGGGAGAGGUGAGCCCGGUCUCUCCAUGCCCCGGGGGGCUCCUGGUCCUGCAGCAGGUGGGUGACUAUUGCUUUCUUCCUGGCGUGGGGUCUGGCUCCCUCUCACCCCAGAGAAAGUCCUCUUCUCCCGGACCCUUUCCUGAGCUCAGGGACCUGGACCAGGGCCUCCAGGCCAAGAAGCCUCCCAGCCAGGGCCUUCCCCAGGUGCCGGCCAUUCAGCUCUUCAAAGCCCUGAAGCAGCAGGACUACCUGUCACUGCCGCCCUGGGAUGUCAGCAGGCCUGGGGAAGUGUGCUGA